Molecule: messenger RNA, 3741 nt
Organism: Perognathus longimembris pacificus (Pacific pocket mouse)
Lineage: Eukaryota; Metazoa; Chordata; Mammalia; Rodentia; Heteromyidae
Gene: Pdxdc1
Product: pyridoxal dependent decarboxylase domain containing 1
Exons: 23
Coding region: 181-2514 (777 amino acids)
Biological process (GO): carboxylic acid metabolic process
Cellular component (GO): intracellular membrane-bounded organelle
Molecular function (GO): carbon-carbon lyase activity; pyridoxal phosphate binding
Source: RefSeq, a predicted model, not a curated record
CGACCGCCGGACGGCUCCUCCUCCUUUCAGCCCCGCCGGCCGCGGGCGCGGGGCACGUCAGCGCUGCCAGCGUGGAAACCGCUGCGAGGCGAGGCGAGGCGAGGCGAAGCCAGGCGCGGGAGGCGGAAGUAGCGCCCGGGACGGUCGGGUCAGCCGCGGACUGCGCCGCUCUCCUCAGCCAUGGACGCGUCCCUAGAGCAGAUAGCGGACCCUACCUUAGCUGAAAUGGGGAAAAACUUGAAAGAGGCAAUGAAGAUGCUGGAGAACAGUCAGAGAAGAGUAGAGGAAGAGAAUGGAAAGAAGCCCGCAUCGGAAGACAUCCCAGGACCACUCCAGGGCAGUGGGCAAGACAUGGUGAGCAUCCUGCAGUUAGUACAGAAUCUGAUGCAUGGAGACGAAGGAGAGGAGCCCAUGAGCACACGAGUCCAGAGUAUUGGAGAACAAGGUCACAUGGCUUUGCUGGGUCACAGUCUGGGAGCUUAUAUUUCAACUCUAGACAAAGAGAAGCUGAGAAAACUUACGACUAGGAUACUUUCUGAUACCACCCUGUGGCUGUGCAGAAUUUUCAGGUAUGAAAAUGGCUGUGCCUAUUUCCAUGAAGAAGAAAGAGAAGGACUUGCCAAGAUCUGCAGGCUUGCCAUUCAUUCUCGAUACGAAGACUUCGUUGUGGAUGGAUUCAAUGUGUUAUACAAUAAAAAGCCUGUUAUAUAUCUUAGUGCUGCUGCUAGACCUGGCCUGGGCCAGUACCUUUGUAAUCAGCUCGGCUUGCCCUUCCCCUGCUUGUGCCGGGUACCCUGCAACACUAUGUUUGGAUCCCAGCAUCAGAUGGAUGUUGCCUUUCUGGAGAAAUUGAUUAAAGAUGAUAUAGAACGAGGAAGACUGCCCCUACUGCUUGUGGCAAAUGCUGGAACAGCUGCAGUCGGACACACAGACAAGAUUGGGCGAUUGAGAGAGCUCUGUGAGCAGUAUGGCAUAUGGCUUCACGUGGAAGGGGUGAAUCUGGCAACCUUGGCUCUAGGUUAUGUCUCCUCGUCUGUGCUGGCUGCAACCAAAUGCGACAGCAUGACGCUGACUCCAGGCCCCUGGCUGGGGCUGCCUGCUGUCCCCGCAGUGACACUCUACAAGCAUGAUGACCCUGCCCUGACUUUAGUUGCCGGUCUUACAUCAAAUAAGCCAGCAGACAAACUCCGUGCCCUGCCUCUGUGGUUAUCUUUACAAUACUUGGGACUUGACGGCAUCGUGGAAAGGAUAAAGCACGCCUGUCAGCUGAGUCAGAGACUACAGGAAGGUUUGAAGAAGGUGGACUACAUCAAAAUCUUGGUGGAAGAUGAGCUCAGCUCUCCAGUCAUCGUGUUCAGAUUUUUCCAGGAAUUACCAGGCUCAGAUCCAGGGCUUAAAGCUGCCUUGGCACCCAACAUGGCCCCUUCGGCAGUCGGCAGGGAGAGGCACUCCUGUGAUGCCCUGAACCGCUGGCUGGGAGAGCAGUUGAAACAGCUGGUGCCCGCCAGUGGCCUCACUGUCAUGGAUCUGGAGGCCGAGGGCAUGUGUGUGCGGUUCAGCCCCUUGAUGACAGCAGCAGCAUUAGGGACCCGAGCAGAGGAUGUGGACCAGCUGGUCACCUGCAUCGAGAGCAAGCUGCCGGUGCUGACCUGCACGCUGCAGUUGCGGGAGGAGUUCAAGCAGGAGGUGGAGGCUGCCGCAGGCCUCCUCCAUGUUGAUGACCCCAACUGGCCUGGGAUAGGGGUUGUCAGGUAUGAACACGCGAAUGAUGAUAAGAGCAGCUUGAAGUCAGAUCCAGAGGGGGAUAAAAUCCAUGCUGGACUCCUGAAAAAGUUAAAUGAAUUGGAAUCUGACCUUACAUUUAAAAUGGGCCCCGAGUACAGAAGCAUGAAGAGCUGCAUUUACAUUGGCAUGGCGAGCGACGAUGUGGACGUGUCUGAGCUGGUGGAGACCAUCGCCGUCACGGCCCGGGAGAUUGAGGAAAACUCAAGGCUUCUGGAAAACAUGACAGAAGUUGUUCGGAAAGGAAUUCAGGAAGCUCAGGUUCAGCUGCAGAAGGCCAACGAGGAGCGGCUUCUGGAGGAGGGAGUGCUGCGACAGAUCCCUGUGGUAGGGUCGGUGCUGAACUGGUUUUCUCCAGUCCAAACUUCACAGAAGGGAAGAACCUUUAACCUAACUGCAGGCUCUCUGGAGUCCACAGAACACACGUAUGUCUACAAGGUGCAGGGGACGGGAGUGACGCCACCCCCAACCCCCUCGGGAGCCCGCAGCAAACCCAGACCUCCAGGCCACAAGCCCUUCAAAAGGUCCCUGCGAGGCUCGGACACCGUGAGCGAGACCAGCUCUGUCAGCCACAUUGAAGACUUGGAGAAAGGGGAACACCUGGCCAGUGGGUCGGAGCACAGUGGCCUAGAGGCCUCCAGCCCCGAGCAGCCCCUGGAGGCCACUGUGCCUCAGGCCAGCCACCCCGAAGAUGACCACCCACAGGUAGAAGAGCCAGAGAGCUUGAGAUAGGUCAAGUGCCAGGCAUGAGGCUGCGCUGACCAAGUUACACUGAAUGUGUGCACCGUGCCACGUGCUCGUGAUAAAGUUCCUGUUGUCUCUGCAGAACUUGGACUUUUGCACAAAUAGAUGCCUGAAAGCCAGGCUUUCUUGGAAAGAAGUCAUUCAUUUUAUCCGUAACAGCUGCUUCUGGUCUGCCCAGCUGUAGAGCACCCAUUCCCCCAAUUACUACAGAACACUAGUCACUGAGGAGAACGGGGCUUUCGAGUGUCCGGGCUCGCAGGGCUCGCUCUCAUCUCUAAACGUAAGAAAUAGGCUGCACAGACUUCUCUGCCAGGACUUGGGGUUCCCGCAGGGACCAGGGACUGCGUUCGGCACUCGUCUCAGCGGAGCUGCAGGAGACAGCCCUGGUUGGCUCGAGUGGGUUCUCGUGGGAGCCUCGGGAAGGGCACUGUGGGCCGUCUGGCCACACUGCUACUUUCCUGGAGGCUGAGGAAGGCCCGUGUGCACUCGUGCCACGUGUGGCGGGACCUUCCUCCCUUUCUCUACUACUCUUUGUAAACAGGUCUGAGGACUCAUCUGCUAAGAUUAAUUGUACAGUCUCUUGACCAUAUAUAUGUAUAUUUUUAAAUACUGGUAGCUUUUAAAUUGGUGCCCUCAUGUACUGCUCACUUCUGUUCAUCCGAAAGCCCAGUGGAGGCUCCCUGACACUGAGCUGACACUAACGUGCUGCACACUGCUUCCUGAAGGCAGUCGCCCUAGACCUGCACCCCCAGGCCCUGCUCCGGGAGACCCUGUAGCCCCCUCUGCCCGGCUCCCAGACACUCCUGACCUGGCAGUCUCUCCCCGCACACAGCAUCGCCUUCCGGAGCAGGUGUGCGGCAGAGAGGGUAGGAAUCACACUGGUUUGAGGACUGUUGUUGGAAGCCUUAGUUACACCACAUUAAGCCUCUAAUUAUUCUGAUCAGAUGUGAUUUUUGACAUUUGCCACUUGUCAAAAGGCAAUUUUCCUUUUUUUUUUUUUUUUUGGUGCAGAUGAUUAGUCUUCCCUGUUUAUUUGGUGCAAUGAAGUCUAGCAGAUAACUCGGGGGAGGGGUAAAUUAUCACCUUUAAUGAGAUUAAUUUUUAAGUGUUUUUAUAUAUUUGGAAUUGUUAAGUUUUGUUGAAACAGAAUUUCACCCUUGAGAUACUAUUUGAAUGUUGGUUUCAAUAAAGGUUCUUGAAAUUGUUACUGGUGAA